AUGCGUCUUUCCUCUCUCUUACAACUCUCCACAGCGGCGAGUGUUGUUUAUGGACACAGGCUGCCUUUCCCUGGAAACCCGGAAUACCAGUCUCUAGCAUUGGGAGAUCGAGCUCUUAGGGCCCGCCAAAACGGCGGCACUAAUUCUACGAUGGAGCAGCAGAGAGCGGCUGCCGUCAAGGAUGCUUUCACGUUCGCCUGGAACGGCUACUUCACGACUUGCAAAGGCCAAGAUGAGCUUGAGCCAGUGACGAAUACAUGUACCAACCCAAGGAACAAUUGGGGGGCUAGCGCGGUCGACGCCUUGAGCACGGCUUUGGUGAUGGAAAGCCAACCUAUUGUCAACGAUAUUCUUGAUUACAUUGCCACUAUCGACUAUACCACUACUGCUACGGAAGUCAGCCUGUUCGAGACGACCAUUAGGUAUAUGGCCGGUAUGCUGUCAGGAUAUGACCUUCUCAAGGGGCCAUUAUCCAGUUUGGGUAUGAAUGCUUCUGCAGUCGACACUCUUCUUACCCAGUCGAAAAGCCUAGCGGAUAGUCUGAGUUUCGCAUUCAAUACGUCUACAGGUAUACCUUCGAACAGCUUGAAUUUCACCAAUCAAACCGAUGACGGAAGCACAACAAAUGGACUUGCUGACAUUGGGACCCUGUGCCUCGAAUGGCAACAUCUGUCAGACCUCACAGGUGAUCCUUCGUACGGAGAUCUGGUGCAGAAAGCCGAGACUUACCUUCUGAACCCGCUGCCAGGAUUCAAUGAGCCCUUCCCCGGGCUCGUGGGUACCAACGUCAAUAUCUCCAACGGCGUCUUUCUGGACGCUACUGGAGGAUGGAACGGCGGCGAUGAUAGCUUUUACGAGUAUCUUAUCAAGAUGUACGUCUAUGAUUCGUCGCGCUAUAGCAACUAUUCGGACCGUUGGGUCAUGGCUGCCGACAGUACUAUCAAAUACCUAACCUCGAAUCCGGCUUCUCGGCCAGAUUUGACGUUCUUGGCAAGCUAUGUCGAUACCACUUUCGUUAACUCGUCCGAGCACUUGACCUGCUUCGAUGGCGGAAAUUUCCUUCUCGGAGGCUCAGUCCUUGGUCGACAGGACUAUGUCGACUUUGGGCUUGCGCUUGUCAAUGGUUGCCACGACCUGUACAACUCCACCCUCACAGGAAUAGGGCCAGAGACUUUUAGCUGGAACACCACAGGGGUGGACUCUACCAACGAAGCCUUUUACAAUGCGAAUGGCUUCUACAUCACUGAGCCCCUGUAUGAUCUGCGUCCAGAAGUCAUCGAAAGUUUCUACUACGCUUACAGAAUUACUGGCAACACGAUGUACCAAGACUGGGCAUGGGAAGCCUUCGUAGCUAUAAAUGCGACGACCAGAGUCGGCCAAGGAUUUUCGGAGAUCUCGGAUGUUAAUGCCGCGAAUGGAGGAUCGUUUGACAAUGUGCAAGAGAGCUUCUUGUUUGCGGAGGUCAUGAAGUACUCCUAUUUGAUACAUGCGCCGGACAGCGUGUUCCAGGUAGCUGGCAACGGUAGCACGAAUCAAUUUGUCUUCAAUACCGAGGCGCAUCCGUUGAAGGUUGUGGGACCUCCAGUAUGA
Letharia columbiana is the source of this 1590-nucleotide messenger RNA. RefSeq lists its product as uncharacterized. Gene Ontology annotation, biological process: N-glycan processing; carbohydrate metabolic process. Gene Ontology annotation, cellular component: endoplasmic reticulum; Golgi membrane. The transcript is spliced from 5 exons. NCBI's taxonomy places the organism in Eukaryota, Fungi, Ascomycota, Lecanoromycetes, Lecanorales, Parmeliaceae. Gene Ontology annotation, molecular function: calcium ion binding; mannosyl-oligosaccharide 1,2-alpha-mannosidase activity. Bases 1 to 1590 code for a protein of 529 amino acids. The record is from RefSeq and is a predicted model, not a curated record.